AUGUCUCGCGGCGGCGGCACUACGCUCUACGUCACUGGCUUCGGCCACGGAACACGCGCUCGCGACCUUGCCUACGAGUUCGAACGCUAUGGUCGCCUUGUCCGUUGCGACAUUCCGGCUCCCCGUUCGGCUUCGUCUAGGCUCAGCUUCGCCUUCGUCGAAUACGAGUCUCGCCGGGAUGCCGAUGAUGCGUAUCACGAGAUGCACAACAAGCGCAUCGGCCGCGAUGACUUGUUGAAGAUUGAGUGGGCACGUACUCCUCCCUCGGCAUCAUGGCGCUUCGACUCAGGACGUGACCGCCCCCGCGGUGAGCGCUCUGAGCGUGGCGGUGACCGAGGCGACCGUUCCGACCGCGGUGAUCGUGCAGACCGUGGGGUACGCUCUCCACGCCGUCGCAGCACUUCCCCACGCCGUGAACGCGGUGCAUCCCCUCGCAAGGAUGACCGCCGCGAGCGCGACUACGACCGUCGUGACCGUGACCGAUCAAGGAGCCCUGUUGACGGCGACCGCGAGAUGAAGGAUGUCCGCGACCGUGAGGACGACCGAGGCGACCGUGAUCGUGGCGACCGCGAAGAGAGGCGCGACCGUGAGCGCGAGGCUGAGCCACCUGCUGAACCCCGAAAGAUCGAAUCUCCUCCGCCUGCGGCUCAUGACGACCUGGACGUAGCUGAGUAA
This is a messenger RNA of Bipolaris sorokiniana ND90Pr, 675 nucleotides long. RefSeq lists its product as uncharacterized. Gene Ontology annotation, biological process: mRNA splicing, via spliceosome. The transcript has 5 exons. Bases 1 to 675 code for a protein of 224 amino acids. Lineage: Eukaryota; Fungi; Ascomycota; Dothideomycetes; Pleosporales; Pleosporaceae. Gene Ontology annotation, molecular function: RNA binding. Gene Ontology annotation, cellular component: nuclear speck. The record is from RefSeq and is a predicted model, not a curated record.